This is a messenger RNA of Lathyrus oleraceus (garden pea), 1823 nucleotides long. Its product is annotated as ATP sulfurylase 2. The record is from RefSeq and is a predicted model, not a curated record. Gene Ontology annotation, biological process: sulfate assimilation. NCBI's taxonomy places the organism in Eukaryota, Viridiplantae, Streptophyta, Magnoliopsida, Fabales, Fabaceae. The transcript has 5 exons. Gene Ontology annotation, molecular function: sulfate adenylyltransferase (ATP) activity; adenylylsulfate kinase activity. Bases 174 to 1625 code for a protein of 483 amino acids.
ACAAACUCAACCAAAAAAAAACAUUAGAAAGAGAAAAACCACUUCUUGUGAAUCUAAUCCAACAUGUUCGCCAUAGUCUUAGGUUGUGGUUGUUAUCAUUAUGCCACAUUGAAACUAUUUCAACACUCUUGUUUUCUUCUCUCUCUCCAAAAAAAAAUCAUUAGUUUCCCAUAAUGUCUCUUACCAUCAAACUACAAUUACUUUCUCACCAUAACAUCAACCACAACAACAACAAUCAUGCAAACAAAUUAUUAAAAAACAACACUUUAUGUUACAAUACUAAGUUUCUUCCAAAACCCAUUUUCCAUAACAAUCCAUUCAUCUUUACAAAGUGUAAAAAAGUGAAAAGAAGAAUGCAAGAAAGUUUCAUGAUCAAAAGUUCUUUAAUUGAGCCAGAUGGGGGUGUGUUAGUAGAUCUUGUGGUGCCUGAAAAUCAAAGAGAUUCUAAGGUGCUUGAAGCUAAGUCACUUCCUAAUGUGAAACUAACAAAGGUUGAUUUUGAAUGGGUGCAUGUGAUUUGUGAAGGUUGGGCUAGUCCUUUGAAAGGGUUCAUGAGGGAAAAUGAGUAUCUUCAAAGUUUGCAUUUUAAUUCAUAUAGGUUGAAUGAUGGUUCUUUUGUUAAUAUGUCACUUCCUAUUGUUUUGUCUAUUGAUGAUGAAACUAAAGGAAGAAUUGGAUCUUCUUCUAAUGUUGCGUUGAUUGGGCCUGAUGGAGAUUGUGUUGCUAUUCUUAGAAGCAUUGAAAUCUACAAGCAUAACAAAGAAGAAAGAAUUGCUAGAACUUGGGGAACAACUGCUCCAGGAUUGCCUUAUGUCGAAGAGGUCAUUGCUCCGUCUGGAAAUUGGCUUAUCGGAGGAGAUUUGGAAGUUGUUAAACCUAUCAAAUACAAUGAUGGUCUUGAUAACUACAGGCUCUCUCCCAAACAACUUCGCGAAGAAUUCGAUAGGCGUAAAGCUGAUGCAGUUUUCGCUUUUCAGUUAAGAAAUCCUGUCCAUAACGGCCAUGCCUUGUUAAUGAACGAUACUCGUCAACGUCUAUUAGAUAUGGGUUACAAAAAUCCGAUUUUAUUGCUUCAUCCUCUUGGAGGUUUCACAAAGGCCGACGAUGUUCCCUUAGAUGUCAGAAUGGAGCAACAUAGCAAGGUGCUAGAAGAUGGAGUUCUUGAUCCUGAGACGACCAUAGUUGCGAUAUUUCCGUCACCUAUGCAUUAUGCAGGGCCAACUGAAGUGCAAUGGCACGCAAAGGCGCGGAUAAACGCUGGUGCCAACUUCUAUAUUGUUGGUCGUGAUCCCGCUGGUAUGAGUCACCCAACUGAGAAAAGGGAUUUGUACGACCCGGAUCACGGGAAAAAGGUUCUUAGCAUGGCUCCUGGUCUCGAGAAGCUUAACAUUUUGCCAUUCAGGGUUGCAGCUUAUGACACUAAGGUAAACAAGAUGGCAUUUUUCGAUCCUAGCCGAUCUCAAGAUUUCCUCUUUAUAUCUGGAACCAAGAUGAGAUCUUAUGCAAAAAGUGGAGAGAAUCCACCAGAAGGAUUUAUGUGUCCAAGUGGAUGGAAAGUUCUUGUGAAUUAUUAUGAAAGUUUGCAGACAGAAGAAGCAUCACAACAGCCUGUGUUAUCUGCUUAGACAGAACACUACUGCUACAAGUUUUUUGCAUUAAUAGAUUCUAGAGAAAGAGAAUUAAGAGUACUUUUCAGGAAGUGCCAAUUUUUAUGCAUGGUCUUCCAAGAUCAAGAAUUCAGCAAAUGUGCAAGCAUAUUUCAACUUUUUGUAACAUAUUGAAUUGUGUUUCAUUUCCUAAUGAGUUUGCCAUGUAUUGGAAAA